AUGGAGGUGACGUUUGGCGCCGUUGGGGACUUUAUCUCCAUUGCAACAACUCAUCUUCCUUCGCCCCAGUUCCAGGAUAUCCGGAACACGCUCGAGAGUGUCGUGGAUGAGGCGGAGAGAAGACUGGAGGACAUUGCAGUCAAGGUGCAAAAAUACACGUCAACUCUUUGUCAAGGCUCGACUGAGAGACGGAUAAAAAAGGUCGCAAGAAAAGUGCAAUGGAGUCUCGAAAAGAAGGAGACAGAAAAGUUCUUGUUGGACCUCAAUCGUUACACAUCCAUAAUACAAUCAUUACAGUUUGAUGGUUUUGCUCGUUUGAUGGAACGCAACUUUGAUAGUAGCAAGAAAGACCAAAGCGAUACCCAAGAACUUGUGAGCAAACUUCAUAAGGACUUUAACGAUCGAUUCACUAGUCUAGAAGAUGAUCUGAGAGCUGUCAGAACCAACUCGGCUAAUACGCAACAAUACCUUAUUGACAUUGGUAUGGUCGUCACUAGGCGACUUGAUAUGGUCACACAAACAGUCAACUCUCUAGGUGGUGUUGUAUUGCGAAGUGCUUCGGGCAUAUCAUUUAUUGGGACAUCUGUGCUGUCUUUAUUAUCGACCAUGCACAACACCAUUAUAAAUCGUCUCGAGCGCCCUCCCCGAAUGGGCCCUUAUUUCACCUUCGAAGACUACCUGGGGGUCGAUUCGAUCAUACUGCUUAAUUUUGUGGACUCUUGGAACGCCUUUGAGGGAUCUUUACAUGGCAAGUUCAAAGGUCGAAAAGGCGGCAGACGGGUGGCUCAGAAUCGAUUCCUCCUGCAGGAUCAUCAAACAGGAGACGAGAUUGAUCGAGAUAUUCAUUGGACCUUGGCUAUCACGCCAGGCUCUCGGAUCAACAUGAGUCUGCUAUUUGAAGUUAAGGAGGAUGAAGAUGAAGCACAAUCCCUGAGGUGCCCGUUUCCGUCAUGCGGAGCAAUAUGUGAAGGAGUUAUAGGGACUGUGAUUCAAUGCCCUUCAUGUCAGCAACUGUUUAGAAAGCUGCCAGGCAUGUCUGACGAUGAAGAGCUACCCAUAGCACCCAAUGCUCCUGAUUCGGGAAUCCAUGAUCCAAACUCGAAGCCGGGAAGUCAUUCCUCUGGCCUUGAUAAAUCUCGCAAGAGAAAGGGAGCCCCUCUGGACAAGAGACGAUCGCUACGCGCCAAAAGGAAACCGACAGAUACCCGCGAUAGUGGUUCUGACUCGGACGACGCCGACUUAACAGGGAUUAAGCGAGUGACUAUAUUACCAAUCUUACGGCUCGCUAUACGGCCAAUUCCACCAGACUCCGAGACAGAUGGAAAGCUCGGAGCUUCAGAACAAGAAAGUGUUUUGGAAGAUCAGAAAAAGAGUCGCGGCUUAGAUAGCACUACCGAGGGAGGCAGCGUUGAAACACCUUCGAAUACGAUCAAGUCACCACCAAGGGUCAAGAAUAAAAGAUUGUCGGAGCUACAAUCUCAGUCUUCUGACGCGCAACUUGCGUUCGGAAGGCCCUUUGAGAGCGGCAGGUCGUACCAAGCGAGGGGUGGUCACAACGAGCAUCCGUACGAUAAGAUUCCAGGCCCAGGCGCAUAUGCUUUUGAGAGUGCGUUGCCCGGUGGUCUUGAAUCUAAAGAUCCCCGACGCAAGUACGCAACUACACGAACCGCACGUGUCUCACAUAGGGCAUCAAACUCCCGAGACACAGGAUCCAGUGGGAAGGCGAAACACGCGAAAUGGGAUAGAGGAAAGGUCAGGAAGGCGACAGAAGCAGAUGCAAAGCGUCAUAAAAUACCCGCUGAUUAUUCUUUGAAACACUGGGACCCAGACGAGGAACCCAUCAUGCUGCUUAGUAGCGUUUUCGACGCGAAUACCUUGGGGAAAUGGAUUUACGACUGGUCUAUAUACGCUCAUGGGCCUUCGACAUCAGUAUCGGACAUGGCGGGAGAACUGUGGCUGCUACUCAUCCAGCUGGCUGACAAAUUGAAGAGGGCUGAAGAAACAAUAGGAAGGGUCAGGUCGGUGGACUGUAGGGACACGGUAGGGCAAUUCAUUGAAUCAGGGGAGAGGCUAUGGGAAAAACUGGUGUCGCUGCUCAAGAGAUGCGAGUAUCCUAUGUUACAAGCAUACAAGCUCAAAGGAAGGAAACAAAAAACCGCUGUUCACAAGCAGGGCGGUUCCGAAGAUAACAACAAGAAGUCUUCACAGGAGACCAAGACCGAAGCAGGCAGUUUGAACAAGGGACUUGAAGAAACGUCAGCGUCGAGCGAGAGAGGAAAUGGGGAAGAGACAGGAGAACAAAAGCAAGAUGCCGAGAAAAGCGCUGGUGUUGCUUUCAUUGAGACGAUCUUUGGCCGAGAUAAGGAGCUGGAACGAACUGAGAAGUGGAUGCGGAACAUGCGGCUUUACAAUCUGAGGUUCGAUGCCAAUUGCGAGGAUAUAUUAAGAAACCCUAAAAGGGAGGUUUAG
Messenger RNA from Fusarium subglutinans, 2469 nucleotides. RefSeq names its product vegetative cell wall gp1. Bases 1 to 2469 code for a protein of 822 amino acids. The record is from RefSeq and is a predicted model, not a curated record. NCBI's taxonomy places the organism in Eukaryota, Fungi, Ascomycota, Sordariomycetes, Hypocreales, Nectriaceae. The transcript has 4 exons.